This is a messenger RNA of Mus caroli (Ryukyu mouse), 5604 nucleotides long. Its product is annotated as protein zyg-11 homolog B. The record is from RefSeq and is a predicted model, not a curated record. Lineage: Eukaryota; Metazoa; Chordata; Mammalia; Rodentia; Muridae. Gene Ontology annotation, molecular function: protein binding. Gene Ontology annotation, cellular component: Cul2-RING ubiquitin ligase complex.
GAGCGAGGCGGAGUCUGUGUUUCGGUCAGGUUGCGGCAGCGGCUGCUGUAGUUCAGAAGAGCGAGGCCGAGGCCUGGGCCCAGCCCGGAGCCGCUGCCUGACCCGAGCCUCCUGGAGCCCCCGCGCCGGCUGAUCAUAGCGGCGGGCUCGGGCUCCGCCUGCCACCGCACGCAGGACCGAGGCUGCAUGCCGGAGGACCAGGCCCACGCAGCCAUGGAGGAAGCCUCUCCCUAUUCCUUGCUUGACAUCUGCUUGAGUUUCCUGACCACCAACCUCGAGAAGUUCUGCUCAGCACGACAAGAUGGAACCCUGUGUCUGCAGGAGCCUGGGGUGUUCCCACAGGAGGUGGCUGACCGGCUUCUUCAGACUAUAGCAUUCCACGGUCUCCUGAAUGAUGGAACUGUGGGAAUUUUCAGAGGUAACCAGAUGCGCCUAAAGCGAGCUUGCAUUCGCAAAGCAAAGAUUUCCGCUGUUGCUUUCCGGAAAGCCUUUUGCCACCACAAGCUAGUAGAACUUGAUGCCACGGGUGUGAAUGCUGACAUCACUAUCACAGACAUCAUAAGUGGCCUUGGCAGUAACAAGUGGAUCCAGCAAAAUCUUCAGUGCUUAGUACUAAACUCAUUAACUCUGUCCCUCGAGGAUCCGUAUGAGCGGUGCUUCAGCCGGCUCUCUGGUCUUCGAGCUCUGAGCAUCACUAAUGUGCUCUUUUACAAUGAAGAUCUGGCUGAAGUUGCUUCGCUGCCUAGACUGGAGAGCCUGGAUAUUUCUAACACCUCAAUCACAGAUAUCACUGCCCUGCUGGCCUGCAAAGACAGACUCAAGUCUCUCACCAUGCACCAUUUGAAAUGUUUAAAAAUGACCACUACCCAGAUCCUGGAUGUUGUUCGGGAGCUAAAACAUCUGAACCAUCUUGACAUCUCAGAUGAUAAACAGUUCACGUCAGACAUAGCCCUUCGAUUGUUAGAGCAAAAGGACAUCUUGCCCAAUCUUGUCUCCCUGGAUGUUUCAGGGAGAAAGCACGUGACAGACAAAGCUGUCGAAGCCUUUAUACAGCAGCGGCCUAGCAUGCAGUUCGUAGGGUUGCUGGCUACCGAUGCUGGGUACUCUGAAUUCCUUACGGGCAAAGGACACUUGAAGGUCUCUGGAGAAGCCAACGAAACGCAGAUUGCAGAGGCGCUGAGGCGGUACAGCGAGCGGGCGUUUUUCGUCAGGGAGGCUUUGUUUCAUCUCUUUAGCCUGACUCAUGUGAUGGAGAAAACGAAGCCAGACAUUUUAAAGCUUGUGGUUACUGGGAUGAGAAACCACCCUAUGAAUUUGCCUGUGCAGCUGGCUGCAAGCGCCUGUGUGUUUAACUUAACUAAACAGGACCUUGCUUUAGGCAUGCCUGUCCGGCUCCUUGCUGAUGUGACCCAUUUGCUGCUCAAGGCCAUGGAACAUUUUCCUAAUCACCAACAGUUACAGAAGAAUUGCCUUCUCUCACUUUGCAGUGACCGGAUUCUUCAGGAUGUCCCAUUUAAUAGGUUCGAAGCAGCCAAGCUUGUCAUGCAGUGGCUUUGCAACCACGAAGAUCAGAACAUGCAACGAAUGGCCGUGGCUAUCAUUUCCAUCCUGGCUGCCAAGCUCUCUACAGAACAAACUGCACAGCUUGGUGCUGAGCUCUUCAUUGUCAGGCAACUUCUUCAAAUAGUGAAGCAGAAAACCAAUCAGAAUUCCGUGGACACUACAUUGAAAUUUACCUUGAGCGCACUUUGGAACCUCACCGAUGAAUCCCCGACAACCUGCAGACACUUCAUUGAAAAUCAAGGGUUGGAGCUCUUCAUGAGGGUUCUAGAGUCUUUCCCAACCGAGUCAUCCAUUCAACAAAAGGUUCUAGGACUUUUGAACAACAUAGCUGAAGUACAAGAGCUACAUUCUGAACUAAUGUGGAAGGAUUUUAUAGACCACAUCAGCAGUCUCCUACACAGUGUUGAAGUAGAAGUCAGUUACUUUGCAGCUGGAAUUAUCGCCCAUUUAAUAUCCAGAGGUGAACAAGCAUGGACCUUGAGCCGAAGCCAGAGGAAUUCUCUCCUUGAUGAUUUGCAUUCAGCUAUUUUGAAGUGGCCAACUCCAGAGUGUGAGAUGGUAGCAUACAGGUCCUUUAAUCCAUUCUUUCCACUACUUGGCUGUUUUACGACUCCUGGAGUCCAGCUGUGGGCAGUUUGGGCCAUGCAACAUGUCUGCAGCAAGAAUCCUUCAAGGUAUUGCAGCAUGCUGAUUGAAGAAGGAGGACUGCAGCAUUUGUAUAACAUCAAAGAACAUGAGCAGACAGAUCCCUAUGUCCAGCAGAUUGCUGUGGCCAUUCUGGACAGUUUAGAGAAACACAUUGUGCGCCAUGGAAGGCCCCCUCCCUGUAAAAAGCAGCCCCAGGCCCGACUGAAUUGAUAGCCAUAGAUAGUUGUGUAACGAACAGACAACGGGAAGCAUUUUUGUGAUUGGUUCCUUUGGAAUAGCGUGCUCUCUGGUGUUUGGGGGCGGGGUAGGGGGUUGUCUGUGGUAAGAGUCCUGUGAUCCAUUUGGAAUUGGUAAUGUACAGUACUGCCCAUGUGAACAGUCUGAUUUGUUUUGUGAUUUUUAACUUAUGAGGCAAGAAAGGUCUUCCUUCAAUAUUGUCUCUUAGGGAAUCUCUCUCUCAGUGUUUGAACUUAACUUGUGCUUGAAAUUCUACAGUUUCAUGGUAAGUUGCACGCACUCUUCCGCAGGCUUCCUUGCAGGUGAGCAAGGCUGCUGACGUGACUUCAGCUCCACCUCGCUGUAAUUUUAUAUUGCUCUGUAAAAAUGCACCCAUUCUCUGUGUCUCCUUCACAAGAUGCCCUUCUUUGUGUGAAGAAAGCUGUUGUGUUUCUAGAAGCUUCUUGCUGUCAGGAGCCUGAGUAGCAGUCAAAGGAACAUAAAAGAAAGACCAUGAAAGGACCGAGUUGAAGGGAAUUAGAAAUUGCUUUUGUGGUAUAGCUCUGAAAAUGGAAAAGGCUCUCCUGGUGUCCCUCUGCUAAGGCGGGAGCAGAGGCUGCUCUCCCUCUGUGCUGAAGGCUGGAAGCACAGACCAUUGCUAUCCCUUCUUUUCCAAAGUCAUUCUCACUCAGUGGAAUAGAGUUAAGUUGCUUAGUUAAGAUACAAUUGACAGAAAAUUUGUUGCAAAAAUUUAAACUUGAGUUGGGGUGUGGCUCAGUGGUAGAGUAUGUUCUUAGAAUGUAGGAAUUCAAUACCCAGCACCACACACAACAAAAAGUUGAAUGUUUCUUCUGUUCAAAUAUGUGUAUCUGUCGGGCAUCAAUGGCUCGUGCCUGCAAUCUUAGCACUCAGGAAACUGAGCAGGAGUAGUGCUGUGAGUUUGAGGCCAGCCUGGGUUAGAGUGACAUGUAGUGGAUCCUCAUUAUGUGUUCAUGUUAGAAAAAGCUCAAGAGGACAGUGGGCCGCUGCUCCGGCUGCAGCUGGAUGGCUACUUGUGGAGUCGGCUGGAUAAAAGGAAAUGGUUUUGAUUGGUUAGUCUUUUAGGCAGUUGCCUUUCCUAUAAGAUAAUUGAUAUAUGAAGAGUCAGUUAUCAUCCUAUGAACCCGGGAGGCAGCAAGUUACCAACAAACUUAAAUUCCACUAUAAUUUUAAAUUGAGAAUAAUUCAGACUUAUAAUCCAGUAAUAGCAAGGAUGAAACAGAAGGAAUUACAGGUAGAGACCACAGAGUUGCAAGCCAGCCUGGGCUACAUGGGAAAGACCCUUUCUCACGAAACAAAACAAAUAUUUUAAGGGGGUCUUGGUGGCACUUGCCCUUAAUUCAAAACACUAAGGAACAGGUGGCUCUCAGGGUCAGCAUGGACUAGACAGCAAGACCCCAUCUCAGAACAAACCAGGAUGCUCACAUCCUGUUUUGUAAAUAGGUUUAAUCUGAAAUCUCUUCUGACCACAUUCAUACAUGUCUCAAAUGUUUUCAGUAGUUUUAAAGUAAGUCAGGAAUGUUUCAGUUUAGAAAGGAGCUAGAUUAAGCUGUGCAUCUGAGUGUGCAGCUGUACCCUAGUGCAUGGAAGACAAAGGUGAGAGGAAUAUGAGUUCUGAACCAGCCUGGACUAUAAAGAGUGACCAGCAAGCUCAUUGCUAGUAUGCUUUUAACAUGUCUGACUCAUGUUUCAUACUACUGUCACACUCCUUGGACUUGAAUGUUUCAGACUUCCUUUAUAAGGACAAAUAUUGAAUCAGACUGAAAGAAAACAGACACAUAGAAUUAUCAAAAAGCCAUAUAAAACUAUGGUUUAUUUCUUACUUCAUUGGUUCAAGGAAUUUUAAGAGCUGUAUGAUACGUUUUUACCCAAGAUGGUUGCUCAAAUCCACCACUGGAGACAAGAUUGCCAUUCUGAGGCUAGCCUGGGCUACCUAGUGAUGCUUGUCUCAGCAGCCUCCAUCUCAAAAGAUGUCUUUUUCAUAGUUAAACACAUUUGGAAAAAAGAAAAUUCUUUCAAAGGAGUACUUGCUUUUUGUUGACAUUUCCCCCUCAAUUUUAACGUCUAAGACAAAAUUCUGACAAUAUGAUGUAGUCUGCAGUAACUAGCAAGCUUGUGGUGUGGACCUGCCAAGUUUAUUAAGAACUUUGGCUUCAAGUGUCAGGACCAAAGUACAGGUGCUAUAGGCUAUUGCUAACCUUUUACAAAGUUUCAGAAAAAUAAAGUCAGGUGUGGUAGAGUACACCUGUACUCCCAGUAUCCGCAGCUGCGCAGCAAAUUCAGAACCAGCAUUUGGUUACCUGAUAUCCUAUCUGGAGAAGCAGAACCAGAAAUGGUCAAAAGGCCUACAGAGUGAUUGAGAAUGACCUGGUACAUGAAGGCUCAAAACCAAUUCAAUUUAUAUUCUCCAGGCCAGCCGGGGCUAGAUUGCCCUAAAACAAACAAACAAACAAACAAACAAACAAAACUUAAAAACAAAAACCCACAAACUCAAAGUGACAGAUUGUAUCCCAGGUAAAUCAAGCUGUUAGUGCCCCUGUUUUUUAUUUUUGUUUUUGAGUCUCACCAUAUGUAGACCCAAGGCUGUAGUCUAUAUUGAUCUCAUUCAGUUGACAUUCCUGAGUGAGUGGUAGGGUUCCAGGCAUGUGCUACCAUGUCUGGCUAAGGGAUAGCUCUUGCUUUGUUUUGUUUGUUUUUGUUUUUCAAGACAGGGUUUCUCUGUGUAGUCCUGGCUGUCCUAGAACUUCCUCUGUAAACUAGGCUGGCCUCAAACUCAGAGCUUUCAGAGUGCUGGGAUUAAAGCUAAAAUGUAGUAAAUACAUAUGUGUAUUUAUAAAUUACAAAUGUCCAGCCAGCUUCUACAGGCCUCGCAUUUGUAAUUGGUUGGUACUUCCAAAGCCGUUGGCCUAGUGGUAUGCUUUCAGGCAUAGUUUAGACUAACCUGAAUGGCCUCUUUGAACUAACUCAUGAGUAUGCUCAGACACAAGCCAUUGGGUGAGGCAUAGCAAGACUUGGAUCUGCUGGAAGAAAAACAUGCACAAGGACCCAGGCUCAGUCCCCAGCACCCUGCCAGAGAGGAAACAGAAGUAUUAGACUUUGUAAGACUGGUGUUGAAUAAAGCAAAAUAUAGAAAUCAAA